AUGACAUCCACUUCAUCCGAGACCGACGUAUUCACUACACCACAAACGAGUCCAUCACCGAUAGCAACAUGCCAACUACCUAGCCAUGUUUCUGUGCAGCCCGGAUUUCUCGACUUAGAAUUCGAUGAAUCUCGAUUUUCCUUUCCAAACAAGGUCAGGGGUAUCUGUUGUUCGGCCAAGAGCGUCUGUUAUUCCAAUUGUCACUGGCCCGAGCAACCUGAGCACAAGUACCUCUUUGAUCAAGCAUCAGGAACGUGGGAGAAGCUUGAGCCGGAAUUCAAAAGGAUAUGGAAUAAGACAUGGAAAAGAUCCCGUACAGUUGUACUAUGCAGGGCCGAGCUACGACUGGCUGGUGUUCACCAUCCCAACGAGCGGCGAAUUAUCAUACGACCAAGCAUUUGGAUAAUGACGACCGAUAAGGCCAUUGGAAACAGUACUGUCUGGAAAAGGCUUCAGACGAAAGUUCGAGAACUCGGACUCAACUCAGACCAGUACGCAUCGAUAUUCGCUGAAGGUGGAACAUCGUUAGCAAACGGUCCAGCUUCUGUCCCCUUAGAACGUUUAAGCUUGGCAAGGGGCAUUGAGUUCUCGCGUGGCGCAACUCUACAUACUCAUGCUACUUGGGAGACCGCCAGUAUACACUACGAAUGUGGUGAGAUAUGUUUAACCACCAUCGUUAAAAACGGGCAAAUAGUAUAUCAGGAGGCAUCACGCAUCGGAGGCUUACUGGUUAUCAAUGCCUCACUUUCGGCGGGGGUGACAUCUGGCCAUACUAUACUCCUUUACUUCUUACAGAACCCGGAGGAGAUGGGUCCAACAGACGAGGAUGAUCUACAAAGUAGCUCUCGAGGUUCUGAUUCGGAGUCCUGGUCGGAGGAUCAGGACGGACCAGAGAGUAAUGAUGAGUGCGAGAUUGUGGAGAAUGAUAUCAAUAGCCGAGGCCCAAUUUCUGAUCUUGGUUACGUGGAUCUCGAAAAGGUCAGCCGCUGGGUUCCAAUAACCCCAUCAGGAAUGAUAAACUUUAUACAGCAAGCCGAGGUCGAGCUUUUGCUCGAGACUCCGUAUGCCAAGCUUACCAAUCUUUCGACAGGCCCAAUACCAGCCGACUUCGCUCUUGUACCUCGAGAGGAAUUUGGUGCUCCUCUGGGUCAGAAGGACAACAUAUACUAUUUCAAUGGACGAAAGAGUGUAUCCAAUAUAAGUCCUGACUCUCAAGUAUCAGCGAAUGGGCAUGAAAUACUGGUCUUGCUGGGUAGUGGAAUUGAAGGUUCGGCAGGUUUCCUGCAACCGACAAGAUUGCCCUUCUCCAUUGGGAGUACGACGAUAUGGGCACACAAAAUUCACCUGACAGCACCUUUGGGUGAGUGA
This is a messenger RNA of Fusarium tjaetaba, 1368 nucleotides long. RefSeq lists its product as uncharacterized. The record is from RefSeq and is a predicted model, not a curated record. The coding region runs from base 1 to 1368 and encodes 455 amino acids. The transcript has a single exon. Lineage: Eukaryota; Fungi; Ascomycota; Sordariomycetes; Hypocreales; Nectriaceae.